CUCAAAUCUUCGUUAUGUCAGCAUAUCCUUUCUAAACGGCUCUUGGACCAAGAGUCAACAGCAAACAACAUAGCACAAGCUAUUGAUAUUCAAAGGCCUAGCCAAAGGGAAACACUGAACUAAUUUAGAAUUUGGAGAUUUCCAAAGCAGCCAUCACAAUGUCUAAAGAUUCCUCACCCACGUAUAUCCAUUUCCACCACCCCCGCCUCGCCGACCUUUUCGAAGAUUUUAACCGCCCAUACACCUCUGCGGCCAGCAUAUCCUCUGCAAAUAACCCUUCAUCGAUCGCUAACCCAGCCCACCACGCCCAAAACCAAUCCAUACCAGCAUCCCAAACCCCUUCUUUCCUCCCCAUCGAAGACAUCUUUGUCCUUCCGCAAUUUCAACCUGUGAAUCCUGAAGAUGAGGAUGACGUGGUUCCAGAUCAGCAUGCGGCAUUUGGAAUUACGAGGGCGAUGGAUGGGCGGAGGGAGACUGUUUGGCGCGAUCUGGGGUUGGAGGAGCUGAUGAGAGGGGUGAGGCUUGGUGGUGCGGAGAGGAAAGGUGGUGGGGAAGGAGACUUGGUGGGGAGUCGAGCAAGGAGAAUGAGGAGGGUUGUCUGUUUGAGAUGAACGUUGCUUUUUUGCGCUUUCACAAGGCUAAUGGGGUACAUACUCUUUGCGUUUACUGUUCGCAUACGGACUGGAACUUGGUCGAGGCUGGCUGCAUGGAAUGGCGUAUGAGUUAUCCGGUUCUAUGUCGUUGAGCGAGAGGGAGUGCGCCAUCAUUAGAUACUCUCGGAAUUCGUGUGCGUUGCUAUCAUAUAAUAACGAUGUUCGUGAUGAUUUUAAUGGAUACGAGCCCUUAAC
Messenger RNA from Coccidioides immitis RS, 848 nucleotides. Its product is annotated as Apc13 domain-containing protein. Gene Ontology annotation, cellular component: anaphase-promoting complex. The transcript has 2 exons. The record is from RefSeq and is a predicted model, not a curated record. NCBI's taxonomy places the organism in Eukaryota, Fungi, Ascomycota, Eurotiomycetes, Onygenales, Onygenaceae. Gene Ontology annotation, biological process: positive regulation of mitotic metaphase/anaphase transition. The coding region runs from base 159 to 611 and encodes 150 amino acids.